AUGGCACGUACUAAGCAGACUGCACGUAAGUCCACUGGGGGGAAAGCGCCGCGGAAGCAGCUGGCUACUAAGGCAGCUCGGAAAAGCGCUCCAGCCGGCGGCGUGAAGAAGCCGCACCGCUACCGGCCCGGCACCGUGGCCCUGCGCGAGAUUCGCCGCUACCAGAAGUCAACCGAGCUGCUGAUCCGAAAGUUGCCUUUCCAACGACUGGUGCGAGAAAUUGCUCAGGACUUCAAGACUGACCUGCGCUUUCAAAGCUCCGCGGUGGUGGCCCUGCAGGAGGCGUGCGAGGCCUACUUGGUGGGGCUCUUUGAGGACACCCACCUGUGCGCCAUCCACGCUAAGCGGGUGACUAUCAUGCCCAAGGACAUUCAGCUCGCUCGCUGCAUUCGUGGGGAGAGAGCGUAAAGCUUUCUGGGCAGUAAUUAAAUCCAACUCACAAAGGCUCUUUUAAGAGCCGCCCACUUUUACCCGAAAAUAGCUGUGAUUAACUGAUCUAAUUCUGUGAAAGUUAAUGUUGAUUGCGGUACUUACAUACUCAUUCGAUUGUCCAAAGUUGAUGGCUAGCUUACUAUAUCGCCUGGUUUCUCUCGGACGUGCGAGAUUGUAAGCGUGUUCCUUUUCAUUAACUGGGUGUUGGGGGUUUGCUGCAUGGAGUUGGUAGUGGAAUAGGACACAUGGGUUCAUUUUAUAGAAGGCUUGGGUUUCGAACUUUAGUCACGUUAUCUGUGUACACCCAUCAUAGAACAGAUU
This is a messenger RNA of Callithrix jacchus (white-tufted-ear marmoset), 753 nucleotides long. The record is from RefSeq and is a predicted model, not a curated record. Lineage: Eukaryota; Metazoa; Chordata; Mammalia; Primates; Cebidae.